UUGGCCGGCGGCAUGCCGAGUCGCUCCUCCGCUCGGUUCACCUGCACGUGGUGGCGCGGUCGCGAAGGAGAGCGUCGGACUUGUUGCUGGCUGCAGCAGGCACAGGAGGACACAGCAGGGACACCCGGCACAAGAAGGAUUCGUUGGCGGGCGGGUGGACUGGAACCACCAGACCUCGAGAGUGAGAGUCGCAUUAUUAAGCUGUGGUCACAACAAGGUUCCUCCUCCCAUUCUCUGAAGUAUUUCUUUAUGUCGGUGUCGGAGCCUGACCAGGGGCUGCCCAAGUUCAUUUCUGUGGGGUAUGUGGAUGACCAGCCCUUCGUUCACUAUGACAGCAACAGCAGGAGGUCAGUGCCUCAAGUGCCCUGGAUGAAGAAGGCCGAGAAGGUGGAUCCUAAGUACUGGCAUAAGCUCACUCAGAUGUCGCAGGGGACUGAGGAGGUGUACAGAAUUAACUUGGCAAAAGCGAUGGAUCGCUACAACAACACUGAGGGGUUACACACCGUGCAGUGCAUGUCUGCCUGCGAGCUGAGCAACGACGGGCACAAGAGUGGGAGACUGCAGUAUGGCUAUGAUGGGCAGGACUACAUUAGCUUGGACACAGACACCCUCACUUGGACAGCAGCGGAUGCACCAGCCUUUGUGACCAAGGAGAACUGGGAGUCUGACGUAAGCAUUGCCGAGCAGGAGAAAAGCUACCUGGAGGAGGACUGCAUUGAGUGGCUGCAGGAAUACCUGGACUAUGGGAAGGAGACUCUGCUGAGGACAGAACCUCCAACAGUGAAGGUGGCACGUAAGGCAGGCUAUGACGGCAUGGAGACCCACAUCUGCCAGGCCCACGGCUUCUACCCCAAGGAGAUCGAGAUCAACUGGAUGAGGGACGGGGAAGUCUGGACUGAGGACACCUUCCGUGGACAAGGCCCCAACUCAGAUGGGACCUACCACAGCUGGCUCAGCAUUGAGAUGGACCCCAAGGACAGGGGCCGCUAUCAGUGCCACGUGGAGCACGACGGGCUGGAAGAACCUUUGGACUUGGUCUUGGAGAAGCCUGCCUUCAUGCCUGGGGCAGUCAUUUUGGGAGCCAUCUUGGGGGCUGCUAUUGUCCUGGCAGUUACUGUUGUGCUGGUGGCUGGUAUCAUCUUAUACAACACAAGUGAUCAGGGCUCGGACAUCUCUGUAGAAGAUAAGUGGAGGGGUCUGUGAGAAGUGGGCAUUGAUCGUAAAGAUGAGGACUCUUGCCACAGACUGUUUCUUUAGCAUGAUCUCCUGUUGCAGUGCAAGAUGGAAGCAGAGGGAAUCCACUGAAGCCUUGCCAUACAUUGCUCCUGCUAAGAGCUCCUGCUAAGAGGUCCUGGGUUGAGCACCCAUCCUUAAGAGUAGCUCUGGCUCAGCUCCAGCAUCCCGUCUCCAGUCAGAGCAAUUUCGGUUUGAGGAAUGCCUUUGUGACCCGUUUGGGCUACUUUUAUUUUCAAAAGGACUUUUUCAAAAAUGAUCUCUGUGAGAAAUCUGAUUUUUCUGGUCUUUAACUGUGAUUAAAAAUGAUGAGAAAUAAGUAAAAUAUUUGCAAUAAUGAGCUUUUACAAAGAGUGAGAAUGAUACAUUUAUUAUUUGUGCUUCUAUUAGAGGCUGAGAAUCAAUUAAUGUGUCCACAGCCAAAAUAAGUCCAAGAAGUGCUCUGGCCAGUAUGCAAAUAUAUACUUGAUCAGGGACAGAUUAUUGCACAAAACACAUUUAGGGAAGGUGAUUUUUAUUUUUUUUAACAUUUAUAACCCGCUUUUACUCUGAGGAGAUUAUUAUCCUCACAACCACCCUGUGAGGUAGGUUAGGCUGAGUGAUCAUGACUGGCCCAGAGUCACCCAGUGAGUUUCAUGGUUGAAUGGGGAUUCGAACUCAGGUCUUCCCGGUCCUAGUCCAACACUCUAACCCAGGGAUUCUCAACGUGUGGGUCCCCAGAUGUAAUUGGACUUCAACUCCCAUAAUUCCCAACCAAAGGCCACUGGGGGUAGGGAUUAUGGGAGUUGAAGGCCAAGAACAUCUGGGGACCCACACGUUGAGAAUCCCUGCUCUAACCACUAUGCUAUGCUGGCUCAGCAAAAGCAAAAAAUCUCCCAAUAGAAGUUUUGAUGCUCUCUUACCAUCCAAACGGAAUUAAAAGCACAUUAUUAUUUUAUGAUAAGUUGUAUACCUUAGAGAGUGCCACCUUCUACGUUAUCCCCACCACACCUUAAGGUCAUUUGGAGAUGUAUGCCUUCAACUGUCAGUGGUACAGCUGCUGGCAAUUCAGGAUUGGGCCUUCUUUGCAGCUGAUCCUAGGUUAUGGACAGAGGUGCACCAAGGUAAUUUUGGAGCCUGGACGUAAGGCACCCUCUCCCCGAUUCAGGCGAGACAUUGCAAGGUGGUAGAUUCAGGCUAAUAAUAAUAAUAAUAAUAAUAAUAAUAAUUCAAUUUCUAUACCGCCCUUCCAAAAAUGGCUCAGAGCGGUUUACAAAGAGAAAUAACAAACAAAUAAGAUGGCUCCCUGUCCCCAAAGGGCUCACAUUCUAAAAAGAAACACAAGAUAGACACCAGCAACAGUCACUGGAGGUACUGUGCUGGGGGUGGAUAGGGCCAGUUACUCUCCCCCUGCUAAAUAAAUAGAAUCACCAUGGUAAAAGGUGCCUCUUUGCCCAGUUAGCAGGCUAGACAUUAUAAUGUCUAGAUUUCCUCACUGUAAGAACUCUGCAAUGGUGGAAGAGUCUGCCUUGGGCAGUGGUGGGCUUUCAGUUGAAGGAGGUUUCCAAACAGAGGCUGCAUGACCAUUUGUCAUGGAUGCUGAAACAUCUUCCCGCACUGACCAGGAAGCUAGACUAGAAGAUCUACAGGAUCCCUUCCGGCUCAAACAUUCUAUGAUUAAGGUCUUCCAGACAACCUUUUAGCACCACUGUGUGACCGGCAAUGGCUUAUGCUUAAUGCCUAUGCUCAUAUUUGAAGGUAGAUAUGUAUCUGUGUGAGAAACAGAGGGGGAAGAAGUGGAGGAAAUUGGAGCUGCCACCUCCCACAAUCUGGGAUCAUGACUACUUAGUAGUCAUUGCUUUCUUCUUUGCGAAAGGUGACUGUGGUGGGGAGCGGGGCGCUCUCCAAAUUCAAAUCUUUGUUCAUGAAAGUUGGGCAGAAGUCAAGCAGAGGGCUCAGGAACUGGCAGCUGGUGAGUUUGGGCAACACGCCCUCUGGCAGCAUACUCCCUCCCCAGGAACUGGACCUCCGCAAGACUGUGUGAAGCUGCCCAUCAGCUCUUGGAGACUGAAUGAGAUGCGCCUGCUUCUGCAGUAUACUGAUAGAGGUGACCUCUAAGUCCUCCCCAGCACUCUGAUUCGAAUACCCCCAAGCACUGACUGAGAUUUCCUUGACAUCUAACCAUGUACUUCCCUGUCUUUAGUUUCUCGAACCUGAUCUGCAGUUCACGUGUGAGAAAACAGCAGAAGAAAUCCAAUCCUAUCAGUUACUGGCUAUGAAUUAACUGCUAAGAGCUACCAAUUUUCAGAAGCAUUUGUAUUGACCAGGAAAGUACCACAUAGUUGCAGUGGGGAGAAAGCCUUUUAAAAAGAAUGAAGAUGUAUUUAAAAAGAUGAUGGGUCGUAUACUGACUAAGUAAACUGCCCACACAGAAGUUUUGGGCAGUAUAGAAAUAUGUAAAAUAAUAAAAUAAGUUAGUUAUGAGUAAGCAACUUUUAAAUCAAUGGGACAAGCUAAUCAGAAAUAACUUGUCCCAUAGAUUUCCAUGGGACUUAGUCAUGACUGAUUUCAUAAAUAUGUGAUCUAAUGUAUUUUUAUUGGUGUAAUUUCAUUUGCUCAAUUGUGACAUAAUUCCUGAAACAAAACAUUGCAAAGCAAUGGAAAAUUUAGUCUUCUCUAUCCUCUCCACCCCACUUUAAAGGAGGUGGAACAUCCCCAAUAAGGAAUCAAUAAAUAAACUACCAAGGGCAAAGGCAAUAAAUACGAUUCCUCCACCUUUCCACUUUUCCAUCUCCCCUUUUCCUCUCUCUCCUCAAUUCUUAUGCCUCUUAAUUUCUUGCUUUCUUCUUUAGCCAUCUUUCUUUGUAUUUCUCUAAGGGAUAUUUUUGCCUCUUUCCUAAUGGAUCUAUGUUUCCUUUUUCUCCCUUUGCUGCCUCUUUAGGACAUCUUUGCUUCUUUUCUAAUCAGUAUGGCCAACAUCCUGACUAAAUGUUCUUUAAGCAAUUCCACUGAAAUUAAAAGGCCAAGUUAGCCAUACCUAACUUGCCUUUCAGUUUCGAUGGGACUUCAAAUAAAGUUAGUCAGGGACUCAGGCAAUGUUUUCCCCCCUUUUCUUGUAGGGUUGCCAUAUUCUGGGUUUCCAAAUCUGGGUGCCUAAUUUGCAUAUUAUGUAAAUGCAGAAUAGUGACUGCAUGUUUUGCUCCAUAACUCCAGUUCUACAAGGGCUAGAGCUUAGCUGCUGCUUCUUUUAAAUGAAAGCUGAAAUACGAGCGAAUCUGGGUGGGCUAAGCAACCUGGGUGAGAUGCUUAAAAUCCGGGUGAAACCUGGAAUUCCGGGGGGCAUAGGAACUCUAUUUUCUUGGCUAGAAGGCUACCUUGUAUCUGAAAGAAUGCAGCCAGAACUCUGACUAUGCUCUUGCAUUCUCAAUUAGCUAUGAGCUUAAGUGGAAGUACAGGAGGAGUGCAAGGAGUGGAUUCGUGGUUUCGGUAUCUGCAGCAGUAGCUCAGAAUGGAACCCCGCAAAUACCAAGGUCCUCCUGUAUUCAAAUUCAAGAUGCCCACACUUGCUUGCCUUCAAGCGGCUAAAUAUUUACCUGUUUUUUGUCUCUCCCCAAAUGGGGGAAACCUGCUUGAAACUUGUAGGGCUUUUAAAAUAGAAGUGCAGGAGGAAGUCAAAGCAGAAUGCAUAGAAGUAGGAUAGAGCCUGUAGGCAUAUAUAAGCAUUUACUAUUAAUUAUGAUUUGCUGUUAAGGACUGCUUUGCAUUGUCAUGUAUUCAGAUCAAAGAUGCCCUUGCCUUAUUGUCUCAAACUGUGUUUUCUCUCCCAAAUGGUAGGGGGAAAUGGAUGGUUUUGAAGCCAAUUUAAGGCUCAGAAAUUGCACCACCAUCCCAACCACUCUUUCCACCAGUUCCAUCUCUUAAAAAUGCUCACACUCACCCAGCUCUUUACUGAUUGGAUGAUGAGAUGUAUCAGAUGGCUAUUAUAGCAUCAGCUAGUAAGGGAGCAGUGGUGACAGCAUCUCCCUGCCUGAAAGGACUUGUAGCAGACUUCUUUCCCCAUUUAAACUUAGCUUCCUCUCCACACUAUUGGGAAAGGCAGGUAGGUUUCCCCCUUAAAACUGAGCUUUCUUCUGCUUUGCAGUCUAGUGAAAAGCACAGGGGUUCUUGGAAAUAGUAGUCUUCCCAAGGGCUGCUGCAAUGCUUACAGUAAGGAGGAAGACAGCCCAGUUGUUUUCUUUGCGGGGUGGGGGGGAGAGGACUACAUAUUCUUCUAAACAGGGAGCAGCCAUCACCACAGUUUCCUCACCACCUAGAGCUUUGUUUGUUUUAUUUAUUUAUACACUCACACACAUACAGAAAUUUAUAUAUAUAAAUGAGUAAAGUCUGCUGCUCCAUCUCACCAUACAGGAAGGACAGGACAGGAGUAAGUGUACUUUUGUAGACUUGGAAAAGAAUAUUCUCUUCCAAUCUUCCACCUGGAAGGCAUGAGAAUAAUUUGGAGAAUUAUUCUCACUCUUCCAGGUGAAUGAUUAGAUGAUCUUUUUGAAGUCUACAUCUUGCAAAUGAAUUAUGGGAGGUUGAAGUGGUCAGCUCUCAUUUUGAAGUCACCUAUCUAAGCAGCCCCAAAUUCUUUUGUGAGCCAAAACCCUUUGAAUUUCAGAGGCACCUUUUAAUUCAUAUACUUUGUGGACUCAAAAUACUGUUAUGCUUCAUAUGCCUCGGUCUUGAAAAUUUAUUCAUUUACUAAGAGUUUGCUUGGUCUGAUUACACAAUUGAUAAUUUUUUAUCCAAUUGCUUGUGUGGGGUUUAAUGCCUUAAUAAACCAUUCAGAUUUGUUUCAGUAAAACAA
Molecule: messenger RNA, 6061 nt
Organism: Hemicordylus capensis (graceful crag lizard)
Lineage: Eukaryota; Metazoa; Chordata; Lepidosauria; Squamata; Cordylidae
Product: major histocompatibility complex class I-related gene protein-like
Exons: 7
Coding region: 13-1203 (396 amino acids)
Biological process (GO): immune response
Cellular component (GO): external side of plasma membrane
Source: RefSeq, a predicted model, not a curated record